UUUGACAUCUUUUACGUAUUUCCCAUGUGUUUUCAUAUUUCUGUAAACAAAUUCUAAAAAUGUCUGUGGUGAAGAAAAAGAAGCAUGUAUCGAAAAAGAAUAAGAAAGCAUGGCGUAAAUACUGUGAUAUCAAAGAUGUAGAGGAUUUCCUAGAAGACCAACGCUUAGAAGAAAGACUUGGCAAGUUUGAUGAAAAACCAGACAAUGAGUUGUUUGUAGUAGACACACAAGGGGAUAAGAAAAGUGUAGAAGAUGAGGAUGUGAAACCAAUUUUCUUAUCUGCCAAGCAGAGGAAACGGCAGAAACUUGCAGAAAUACCCAAAUGCUAUGAAGUAUUAUUGCCAUCUUCUAAGGUUGAAGAUCCAAAUAAAAAACGUAAUCAUGUAAAUCCAGUGGGCUUCAAGCCUACAGCAUUAAGUAAAAUAACGGAAAAGCGUCGCUUGACUAAAGGCACUUAUCAGAAGAAAGUUCAAGAAGCAAAAAGGAACAGAAAGUUGGAACUGCAAAAGAAGAAGAAAAUGAAGAAAGCAAGAGAGACUUUUAAGUUAAAUCUUUGGGAUGGUGAUAUACCGGAAAUUAAGGGAAUCCCAGAAACACUGUGCGAAGAAUUUAUAUCCCCUGAAGCGCAGUUACAUAAUGUAUUGCCAGUUCAGAGAAUCAGACCAAAACCACCUCCGCCUAAGACAGUUGUCACUAGAGCAGCAAUGGAGACCCCACACCCUGGCAUCAGUUAUAAUCCAUCAUACAAAGAACAUCAGGAGUUGCUUCAGGAGGUGGUGAAUCAUGAGGAAAAGAUGAUGAAACGAGAAGCUCACUUGCUCAGGGUCACCAACAAAAUGUUCAGUAAGGUCACUGCUAAAGAGAAAGAGAAUCAAUGGCGCGAAGAAAUGAGUGAAGGUUUACCCCAACCACAUAACCCUGCAAACAACCCGGAAGAGUCUGAUACUGACAACGAAUAUAAAGCAGUGAAUCCACCCGUUCAGAACAAGAAAAAGGAUCACAAGGCUAGAAGGAAACAGAAGGAGCAAAUAGUGGAACGGGAAAGGUUAAAGAGGGAGAAAAUUGAAAAGAAGAAAGUCACUGAUUUGUAUAGACUACGGAAAUUACAAUCUUCAAUAGUGAAAACAGAAAAACUCCAAAAAGAGGAACGUUCAAAGCGCUCAAGUAAACGUAUUGCGGCUGCCGCCACUGCGGUGCCCGCUCUCAAUGCACACAAAGUCAGCAAGAAGGAGCCGGACUUUGUUGAUCCUGAACUACUUACAGGGGACCUGAGGCAACUCAAUGCUAAAGCAAACCUCUUACGUGAACGUUACGAGACGCUCCAACGACGCGGUGCCCUCGCUGGAGCCAAACUUAUGAUGAAGAAGAAGAGGAAAGUGAAAAGGUACUUCAAACCAGGACACAAGGUCACCGACCAAGAGAUCGAGAGGUACAUAAAUAAAUCCAAAAUUCUGAGUAAAUCAGACAAAAAGUGACCUUAUAGACUUUGUUUAUAAGAUAUAAAGUUGUAAAGUAGAACUUUUUACAAUAAAUUAUAUUGG
Messenger RNA from Achroia grisella, 1541 nucleotides. Its product is annotated as ribosome biogenesis protein NOP53. Gene Ontology annotation, cellular component: nucleolus. Gene Ontology annotation, biological process: rRNA processing; ribosomal large subunit assembly. Gene Ontology annotation, molecular function: 5S rRNA binding. NCBI's taxonomy places the organism in Eukaryota, Metazoa, Arthropoda, Insecta, Lepidoptera, Pyralidae. The record is from RefSeq and is a predicted model, not a curated record. The transcript is spliced from 8 exons. Bases 60 to 1475 code for a protein of 471 amino acids.